Molecule: messenger RNA, 1813 nt
Organism: Diatraea saccharalis (sugarcane borer)
Lineage: Eukaryota; Metazoa; Arthropoda; Insecta; Lepidoptera; Crambidae
Source: the annotation of a GenBank genome assembly
AUGCAUACGCACGGUUCCGACUUGCUUAGGUGGUAUUUGGCCCGUGACGUGCCCCCUCCACUCGUUGCGGGGGUGAGGUCGCGGGGAGGUGAUUCUGUGGCCGCCGUCCGUAAUCAUACUCAUAUUCGCGGGCGUGGAGUCUGGCGCGCCCGAGUGGGCGUCGGACGCGCACCGCGCGGCGCUGGGCUGCCUGCUGCUGGCCGACGCGCUGCACCGCGCCACCGCCCCCGCCCCCGCCGCCCCCGCCGCCCCCACCGCCUCCGCGCUGCACCACCACUACGUGCAAGCGUUCCGGCAGGCGCGGCUCGUGGAGCGGCUGCUGCCGGUCGCGCUGCGGCUGCUGCCCGAGCGGCUGCGCGGCGCCGCAGCCCCGCCCCCGCCCCCGCCCCCGCACUACCAGGCCUGGUUCGAGGAGUCGCCGGUCCUGCGCGCGCACGGUACUUCCCCUCUGUUUAUAUCACCGACUGCGGGCGGGCUUCCGAAUCUUCUGGCCGCGUUCCGAAUUUCGAAAUCGAGACUCGGACUCGGGUCUCGCCGAGAGAAAAGGAUCGCUCGCUGAUCCUUUUCGCCCGGAUCGACCCGUUCGGCCGCGACCGGGGCCGGCCCGCCGUUCGCCGUCCGUUUCGAGCGCGGGGCCCCCUCGGGUCUCGGGAAAAUUUCAAUUCGGAGGCGUCGACGGUCGAUCGCUCCGUUUUAUUCUAUUUCGUGUUCAUCCUAUAUCGACUCGAAUCGACGAAUCGAAACGGGCCUCCCUUUCGAAAUAUUCUAAACGUUCGGGUGAACCGAGGGGAGGCGUCCCCCGGGCCGAGCGUCGACGGAAGCGAAAUAGCGUUUUUCAUGUGCAGAGGCGCGCUCGGCCGCCUGGCUGGAGCGGGCGGCGUGCCGCGGCGUGUGGGCGUGCGCGGCGGGCGCGGGGCGGGGCGAGGCGCGCGGGUGGUGGGGGGCGGCGGGCGCGGGGGGCGCGGCGCUGGGCCGCCUCGUGGCCGCGUACGUGCGCGGGCCGCUGGUGCGGGCGCAGCUGCGCUCCGUGCGGCCCGCGCCCGGCCUGCGCGUGCGCCCCCUGGCGGCCGGCGAGGUGCUGGCCGUCCUGGAGGGGGAGGAGCGCCGCGCGGAGCUGCGCCUCGAGUUCCCGCCCGAGUACCCGCUGGUGCCGCCGCUCGUCACCGCCACGCGGCUCCGGCCCUCCGUCAACACCGCCUGGAUCCCCAUCUUCAUCGCCUACCAGGUACCAGUUCCGUCUCUACCGUGUACCGACGUGCCUCCCCGAGUCGGCCUGACCCUCCCCGCUGCCCGCAGAACGGCACGCUGAUGGCGGCGCUGGAGGCGUGGCGCAACGCUGCGGGCGCGGCGGCGGCGGGCGCGGCGUGCUGCGUGUGCUACAGCCGGCUGCACGCCGCCAGCGGGCACGCGCCCAACGUGCUGUGCCGCCAGUGCCGCAACCGGUUCCACACGCCCUGCCUGGUGAUGUAUCGCCCGCGCUCUAUCGUAUCUCGCUCGACAUCCCGGUGGCUCCCCGUUCUCCGCGCCAAAAAAGCUGCACAACGUUGUGAUCGAUUAGCUGCUCCCUCUGAUAUAAGUUUAUGCGAGCCGAAUAUCGCCAACUGGUCAAACUCCAGUGCACAAGUGGUUCCUGACAAGCAAUCGCUCCAACUGCCCGCUGUGCAGAUCCUCAUUCUAGCACUAGAACCAGGGACGGUCGACCGGGAGCCGAUGUGGCUUCUGCGAUCGUUAGCCUAGAUUUAAUUUCAUUAUGAAAUUAGCUACAUGAAAAAUUCAAAUCUAAUAAGUUCAAUUAAUAAUUGUAUAGUAACAC